This is a messenger RNA of Mustela lutreola (European mink), 3241 nucleotides long. RefSeq names its product MAX dimerization protein 1 (gene MXD1). Gene Ontology annotation, biological process: negative regulation of transcription by RNA polymerase II. NCBI's taxonomy places the organism in Eukaryota, Metazoa, Chordata, Mammalia, Carnivora, Mustelidae. Gene Ontology annotation, molecular function: DNA-binding transcription factor activity, RNA polymerase II-specific; protein dimerization activity; RNA polymerase II cis-regulatory region sequence-specific DNA binding. The coding region runs from base 221 to 886 and encodes 221 amino acids. The transcript has 6 exons. The record is from RefSeq and is a predicted model, not a curated record.
UCCGCGGCGGUGGCGGCUGCUGCUCUUCUUCGGGUUCUGUCACGGUGUCGGCGGUGCCCAGCUCACCGGACCCCCUUCGCCGCUUCCGGCGAGCGUGGUCGGCAGAGAGGCUCUCUCAACCCUGCUCUGCGGGGUCCACAGCAGGGCGCGGGUGUCCGGCGGCGGCGGCGAGCCCGUGGGCAGUGGGGGUUGGUCCCGUGGCUCCGGCCCCCGGUGCAGAAUGGCGGCGGCGGUUCGGAUGAACAUCCAGAUGCUGCUGGAGGCGGCUGACUACCUGGAGCGGCGGGAGAGAGAAGCUGAACAUGGUUAUGCCUCCAUGUUACCAUACAAUAACAAGGACAGAGAUGCCUUAAAACGGAGGAACAAAUCCAAGAAGAAUAACAGCAGUAGCAGAUCAACUCACAAUGAAAUGGAGAAGAAUAGGCGGGCCCAUCUUCGCUUGUGCCUGGAGAAGUUGAAGGGGCUGGUUCCGCUUGGGCCGGAAUCAAACCGACACACUACAUUGAGUUUAUUGACAAAAGCCAAAUUGCACAUAAAGAAACUUGAAGAUUGUGACAGAAAAGCCAUCCACCAAAUAGACCAGCUUCAGCGAGAGCAGCGGCACCUGAAGCGGCAGCUGGAGAAGCUGGGCAUCGAGAGGAUACGGAUGGACAGCAUCGGCUCCACGGUCUCCUCGGAGCGCUCAGACUCCGACAGGGAAGAGAUCGACGUGGAUGUUGAAAGCACAGACUAUCUCACGGGCGACUUGGACUGGAGCAGCAGCAGCGUGAGCGACUCGGACGAGCGGGGCAGCAUGCAGAGCCUGGGCAGUGACGAGGGCUACUCCAGCUCCAGCAUGAAGAGAAUAAAGCUCCAGGACAAUCACAAGACGUGUCUGGGCCUCUGAGAGCGCGGGGUCGCCGCGGCUGCCUCCCGGAGGGCUCUGCCGGCCGAGUGGAUUAGGUAGCGUAUCAGACCCAACCACAGUCCCCUUGCACGUCAGCCUCCGUGUACCACCUGUACCAGAACCAGCUCUGUAAACGUUUUCCAGGAAGUGCUUAGGAUGGUGGGUUUCUGAUUGCAUCCACUAGUUUCUCUUUCUCUCCAUAAAAAUCCGUCUGCCAGACUGUACAUUCCAAUCACUCUGAAGCACCCAAGAAUUCUCAGACCGAAUAAGCAACUUUCACCACCCAGCACUCUCCCCCACCUUAUUUACUGUCCCCGGGUAGUCUAGCAUACCUGUCUUAAAGUUUUCUGGCUAUGUUACUCACCUAGCAGGAAUGUCCGAAUGUGUCUUGUGCUUAGGAAAUGGAAGGAAACAAACUUUUAAAGUUGAGAUCCUGAUCUCAGAACUCCAAAGUAAGCUUUGAAAGCGGCAUUUAAGAGCACUUCACCGUGGACCUCACCCCAGUGAGGAGUCAGGAACACCUCCAGAAAACACACCCUUCACCCGCUCCCCCUGCUCACCCCGCCCCCCACCCAGCCGCGUGUGGAUGGGAGCAGUAGUUUUCGCCUGGAAGUGGACACCAUGCUAGAGCACGUCUUUGGGGUCGCACAGCUCAUGCAAGCUCCAGCAGCGUUUGUUGUCACAAACAGGACGGUACAAUCUCUUUGUGUGCGAUGUUCUUGGGACUGCGCUGCAUACUGCUAUCCCAAGGCACGUUUUCCCCUCAAAGUUUGUUAUGCUACUUGUCUCUGGAACAUUUUUUUUUCCUACCUCAGAGAUAAACGAGAUCUCCAUUUCCCACUUAAAACAAAGUGAUUAUGCCUUUUUUUCACCCCAAAAUAAGUGACAUUGGGUCCAACUCUAAUCUAUUUUCCUAUUUAACUUUCAGCAAUAACUGAGCUUUGGCACUAGCUGAGCUAGUGUCCAUCAUCAGUGAAAGGAAAAGUCCACAUUUCUACCCUGUGUUGCAGGUGAACAGGAGGGGAUGGUACAGUGUUAUUAGAAUUCCUCUCCUUAUUUUUGGAUACACCCAGAAACUUCUUUAUGGAGGCUUCUGGGGUUGCUAGUUUAAAAGGCUGAUCUUUCUUUUUGGUUAUGAUUUCUCCCUCAAGUGGUCUCCCACUUUGUAGCAUUUUUAUUUAAGCUAAAACAGAGCACAUGUAUAUGUACAUAAGACACAUUAAAUCUAUAAAUACUAUUUAUUCAUUUUAUAUAAACUAAUGUAAUGGAAAACAAAUUCUUAUGACUUUGUGCUUUUAUAGAUGUUCUAGAAACUUUGUAUGUAGGUAUCUACAAAAUUGGUUCAUUCCCCUUAAUAUUUUUGCAUUCAUAUUUUUGAGGUCGAGGUUUUCAGCCUCUGGCAAAUCUUUUUCAUUGAAUUUGAACCAUUUGUAAAACCUGUGAUGCUGAAACAGAGUGUGUGUCACAAAGUGACAAGAACAUUCCUAAAAUCCACAGACGCACUGCAACCUAAGGGCUCCACGGCUGAAGCAGCGGCAGGCGGGUGGCCGCCCUGAGCCCCCACUGCCUGUGGUCUCUGGCCCCCCAGCCUCGCCUCGCCUCCAGCGCCUCCAACUUCUACACGACUCAGAGUUCAAAUGCGCUCCACGCGGAAGCUCAUUCAUUAGAGUGGUCUAAACAAAGCAAGAUUGUUUUUGUUCUUUCAUUUUAAUGAUUCUAAUGUAUUAAAAUUUUUAAUUGGAAAUAGUCGAUUCUUUAAAUGAUUCCAAAGUCAUCUGUACUUCUGUUUUUGUUUUGUUCUGUUUUUUUUUUUUUUUUUUUUUCCCUGAAUUUCAGCUUUUGGGGGGAGGGGGAGGGCGGGGUAGGUGACACAAAGGAUUUUUUUUUUUUUUUUUUUUUGGAAUCUUUUCCAAUGACCAGCUGAAGAUUUGCACUGAAAUACAACUUGUAUGCCUUUCGCAUUUUUAAAGCCUGCUUCCUGAAUUUAAGCAGAGUGAUAGUGUUCAAAGAGCCAGCUCAGCCUGUAACAUGUUUGAAAAGAUGUAUCUGCACUUUGAGGUCCCUUUCGAAUGCCAUUCGCUAGACCUCUCAAGCGUUUUAAUUGCUACAUUGAAGCCCGUCACAAGGCCAAGAUGCUGGAUGCCAAAUGGCAUCGAAAACUCAAGACUUUGGGCAAAGCUGGUGGGCUUGCUUUGGGGGAGGGAAGGGAACAGAAUUUGUGUAUUUGUUCGAUUUAGAAAUAAGGCAUCUGAGAGAUGCCGUUAUUUUCUGUGUUUAAGUUAAACUGCAUUUUUGUCUUUUGGUUGAAAUCUGAAAUGUACUGUCCCAAUAUAAAACAGUAAUUAUUUGACCUUU